Paramecium tetraurelia is the source of this 306-nucleotide messenger RNA. RefSeq lists its product as uncharacterized. Gene Ontology annotation, molecular function: protein binding. The transcript has 2 exons. The record is from RefSeq and is a predicted model, not a curated record. Lineage: Eukaryota; Ciliophora; Oligohymenophorea; Peniculida; Parameciidae.
AUGUAAUUGACAGCUAGCUAAAUUUAUUUAGGUUAUGCAUUAAGCAAAUUAAAUAAAUAUUAAGAUGCAAUUGAAUGCUACAACAAAGCUAUUUCCAUUAAUCCAAAUUAUGAUGUCAUUUGGUAUCAUAAAGGCAAUGUAUUAAACAAUUUAAAUUAACAUUAUGAAGCUAUUGAAUGCUACGAUAAAGCUAUUUCCAUUAAUCCAAAUUAUGAUGUCGCUUGGAAUAAUAAAGGCAAUUAUUUAUUAAAUAGCAUUAUUAGGCCAUGCAUUAAUCAAAUUAAAUAAAUAUUAAGAAGCUAUUGA